Messenger RNA from Lutra lutra (Eurasian river otter), 1775 nucleotides. It is a transcript of the gene TXNL4A, whose product is annotated as thioredoxin like 4A. NCBI's taxonomy places the organism in Eukaryota, Metazoa, Chordata, Mammalia, Carnivora, Mustelidae. The transcript has 3 exons. The record is from RefSeq and is a predicted model, not a curated record. Gene Ontology annotation, cellular component: U5 snRNP; spliceosomal complex; U4/U6 x U5 tri-snRNP complex. Gene Ontology annotation, biological process: mRNA splicing, via spliceosome. Bases 355 to 855 code for a protein of 166 amino acids.
CACCCCCGGGGCACCGUGGCGCCGCGCUGAGGCUGGGUCUGUCCGACGGGGCCUGCCUGGGCCUGACGACAGGUCGGGUAAAGCCGGGCCCCUCCUGCCCACCGCGGCGCCUCCGAAACGCGAGCCCGCGGGCUUCGCCCCCGACCACCUACCGCACGCGCGCCGCCUGGAGCCCGGGGCCUCGGGUGUCGCGCGCCUCCCGGCGCCGGGCGCGCGCCCCCACGUCGGCGGACACGCGCACGCUCACGUCGGCGCGCACGCAGCGUCCGGCACGCGUCCACGCCCGGAAGGACUGCGGCGCGGGACGCUCUAGUCGGCAGAGUUCUCCUCGCAGGCGCCCGGACCCGCCCCGAGAUGUCGUACAUGCUCCCGCACCUGCACAACGGCUGGCAGGUGGACCAGGCCAUCCUGUCGGAGGAGGACCGCGUGGUGGUCAUACGCUUCGGGCACGACUGGGACCCCACCUGCAUGAAGAUGGACGAGGUGCUCUACAGCAUCGCCGAGAAGGAGGAUGUGGUUUCUGGUGUCAGUCUCUGCUCUAACUUGGGAGGUUUGGAGGUUCCAGGAACCAGAACCCAUUGGCUGAAGAAUCCAUGUCGAGCCAGAAGGCACCCGGGCAGGCGCUGGCUAGGCUGCUGGUGCCACAAGAGGCAGAUGUGCGCCUGGUUACGCCGGGACGUAAAUACCGUUCCCUGUAAGUUACGGUGCGCAAGGAGCGCUGCUGCCCAGGGGCCACGGGGACAGAGGCUGUUUGGACCAGUGCCGCACGGUGCACGUCACCGCACAGCCGCCUUCUCUUUCACCCGGAAAUGCGGGCAUUGGCAGUGGCAGGGGAGGACCUGCCUCUCCACCUGAGACCCUCGGUGACGUCCCUCUUUUCACAGCCAGGCUCUCUGCAGGGUCUGUCCGUCCUUCGUGCCUUGUGCGGGUUUUGCACGGUCACUGAUGACCUUCCAGUAGCCAGAGUCACAGAACCACAGGCUUCGUCUGACAUGAGCUCUCUGGUCCCUGACCCAGCUCCCUCUUGGGUGGUCCCUUGACUUGGUCUGUGAGUGUGCCUCUCUGGCCACUCCUGCUGCCCUUGGCCCUCCCGUGGGGCAGCUGGACUGGCCGCUGAUGGAUGCAGAUGGCAGUGGUGCCCAGAGCACAGCCAUGCCAGCGUUCCUUGUAAGUAAGCCCUUCUCCCUAGAUGCUCCUCAGUUUUCCCAGGUCUCCAACCCCUCCUUGCUUGGAGACAAACAAGUAAAUGACCUGAACUUGGGCCUCAAAGGGCCCUGUCUACGUUUCCAGGCUCACGUUCCACCUCUAACCCUGCAUCCCGGCUGCUGCUGCUGCCCUUGCCUUGUCCUCUCCAGCAUCGUCAUCUCGCACACGCCGCCUUUCUAGCCUGGCCCAUUCCCCGUCCCCCUCAGGGCCUCCUGCCCCCUUUGGGCAGCCUAAUUCCUUCGAGACUUGGGUAGGAAUCCCAUCCAGAAGUUGCACUGUGGAGCCAGACAGGGUGAGUCUCAGCUUGGCCGCUUGCUUCCCGUGUAGCUUACGGUCUUUCUGACUCAUUUCUUAGAGUCACUCUGUCUUCCUGAGUCUUACUUCAUUAACUGUGUCUUCAUUCGGGGGUUAGAGUUAGACGUAAGGAGUGAGGAGUACCUUGUAAGUGAACUGACAUACUUUGCUUCUGCUAGAACUCAGAGUGGGGGUUUAGAUAGAUGAGAUAGAAGGCAAAGGAGAUCGAGACUUGUAUCUUUUUUUUUUCUUUUUUAAGAUUUUCAUUUAUUUGA